Vicia faba (fava bean) is the source of this 513-nucleotide messenger RNA. The record is from the annotation of a GenBank genome assembly. Lineage: Eukaryota; Viridiplantae; Streptophyta; Magnoliopsida; Fabales; Fabaceae.
AUGAGUUGUCAAUGGAACAAACAACCAAAAGCACACGUAGCUGUUGCAGCAACUCAACAACACACUUCUCAAACUCAAGCUCCCACAUCCAAGAAGAGACCUUUCGACUCUCUUUCCAAUUCGACUUCCAAUUACUUCAAGAUUCGUGCCCUAAUUCGUGACCUUCGCCCCCAUUUCAUCCAGAUUCUCCAAACUCCUGACUACAAAAAUUGCAAGGCGUCACAUGAAAUUCGAGACAAGCUGAAAACCGUGCUCAAGGUAUACAAUGAUCUGAAAGCAGAUGUAGCUUCAGUAGGGAAGCAGCAGCAACCUCAACGUUUCAAGUCAUCGGAGCAAACUCAUGUAGAGAAAACAUUUGCCCGUCCAUCUGUGGCUGAAGUCAGUCAGACAUCGAGCACAUACGUUAUUGGAGGAUCAGCUUUUGGCUGGAAUUUCAUCACUUUUCCAGUUGCCAAUUCCGUCUAUUAUGGUAGGACGAAGGAACAAUUUCGAUCAGAUAAAAUGACCGAGUAA